Messenger RNA from Syzygium oleosum, 1478 nucleotides. RefSeq names its product serine/arginine-rich splicing factor SR45a. Gene Ontology annotation, cellular component: spliceosomal complex. The transcript is spliced from 6 exons. Bases 159 to 1211 code for a protein of 350 amino acids. Gene Ontology annotation, biological process: positive regulation of mRNA splicing, via spliceosome. Lineage: Eukaryota; Viridiplantae; Streptophyta; Magnoliopsida; Myrtales; Myrtaceae. Gene Ontology annotation, molecular function: RNA binding. The record is from RefSeq and is a predicted model, not a curated record.
CUUCCGCAUAUAAAACCGCCCGCGCGGUUCGCGAACGUUCCAUUGCCAUUGCCGUGUCCGCAUUCGCAAUCUUCCUGUUCGAUCGAUCAUAUACUCGCCGCGGAGGAGCUCCGAUCCGUCGUGUCGCCGCCGCCGCCGCCGCCGAAACGUCUUACCAGAUGUCUUACUCCAGAAGGUCCGAUUAUUCUUGCUCUCCUCCUGCUCGCCGGAGGUAUGGUAGGUCACUCUCUAGGUCGAGGUCGGUGUCAAGGAGCAGAUCAAGGAGUGCUUCAAGUGAUGUUGAGAACCCUGGCAACAAUUUGUAUGUAACGGGAUUGUCCCCCCGGAUUACAAAGAGGGAACUGGAAAAGCAUUUUGCGAGCGAGGGAAAGGUGGUGGAUGUGCAUCUCGUGGUUGACCCGUGGACAAGGGAAUCUCGUGGUUUUGGGUUCGUAACUAUGUCAACCGUUGAGGAGGCUGAGCGGUGCAUCAAGUAUUUAGAUCGAUCUGUGCUUGAAGGUCGUGUAAUUACUGUUGAAAAGGCUAGGAGGAGGAGGGGAAGAACUCCUACUCCCGGAAGGUAUCUGGGGUUGAAGACUGUUCGAGUGCGCCAGCGCACUACCAGUUACUCCCCCCGUCGGACUCCAAGCUAUUCUCCUUAUAGUAGGAGCAGGUCUCCUCGUUAUUCAUCUGACUGCAGCAGGGGCAGGUCCUACUCCCCUCACCACAGGAGGCGCGGAUCCUACUCUCCUUACUAUGAUCGGCGAAGGGCUUAUUCUCCUGAUUAUAGUCGACGAAGAUCAUACUCUAGAUCCCGUACCCCUGACAGCAGGUUGCCAGUGUAUCGGCGUGAUAGGUCCUACUCUCCAUAUGAUUCGAGGGACUACUCACCAGAUGAUCGCUAUCUCAGAAGGAGCCGUUAUCGAUCUAUUUCUAGAAGUGUUUCACCAGGAAGAGGAAGAAACUCUAGGAGCAGCUAUUCCCCGAGGCUGAGGAGGAGGAGAUACUCCCCUAGCGAAUCUCCAAAACCUAGGAGAAGGCCAAGGAAGAGUUACUCUCGUAGCACCUCAAGAAGCCCAAUGAGGAGUUCUAAGCGGAGCUACUCAUCCAGGCGCGGGUAUUCGAGGGAUAGCUAUUCUUCUGGGAGUGUGUCUCGGAGCCACAGUGUUGGUGCAAGUUCUAGAGCAGUAUCAAGGUCUAAUACGCCAAGUUCAUCAUCACCUUCAGCUUAACCAGUGUUUUUAUGGAGGGGGAUUUGUGAUUGCUUGUAAGUUGUCUGGGUUGUCAAUGCUUGGGCUAGUGCUGGGCAUUUCGAACCGGUAUAUGGUAGUUCCGGAUUUUGUGUAGCUCUCCUCGACGAGAGGCAAACUCUCUUCUUUGGUUGAUGUUUACUAUUAAUUCUGCUCCACUGAAUCCCCUGUUUCAAGGUCAUAUUUUUUGAAACUUUUUUACUGUUUACAUGAAUCCGAUGAAAGCAGCCAAGAAAAUAUUGUAUACAA